Phanerochaete carnosa HHB-10118-sp is the source of this 1703-nucleotide messenger RNA. RefSeq lists its product as uncharacterized. Gene Ontology annotation, molecular function: basic amino acid transmembrane transporter activity. NCBI's taxonomy places the organism in Eukaryota, Fungi, Basidiomycota, Agaricomycetes, Polyporales, Phanerochaetaceae. Gene Ontology annotation, biological process: transmembrane transport; basic amino acid transport. The record is from RefSeq and is a predicted model, not a curated record. The transcript is spliced from 10 exons. Bases 26 to 1489 code for a protein of 487 amino acids. Gene Ontology annotation, cellular component: fungal-type vacuole membrane.
GAACUAAAGGUGCCAGAUCAUCCCAAUGUCCAUAGGCAUAUUCCUCGCCGCCAUGGACAACACCGUCAUCGCGGCAUCGUACGCCAGAAUUGGAAGCGAUCUGAACCACUUGCAGAACACGAGUUGGAUUGCAACGGGGUACAUGCUUACGUUGACAAGCUUCCAACCACUCUAUGGCAAGCUGAGCGACAUUUUCGGGCGAAGAAGCUGUCUCGUGUUCUCUUAUGUUGUCUUUGCCCUUGGCUGUUUGUUUUGCGGGCUGGCACGCAAUAUGCCUGAGCUUAUCGCCGCUCGAGCUUUAACGGGGAUAGGUGGAGGCGGGAUGUCAACAGUAGCGUCAAUCGUGAUGUCGGAUGUGGUACCUCUCAGGGAGCGAGGUACAUGGCAAGGCGUUGCUAAUAUGGUUUAUGCCACUGGAUUAGCGGUCGGCGCGCCGUUAGGUGGAUACCUUGCCGACACAAUCGGAUGGAGAUGGUCAUUCUUGUUGCAGAUACCUCUUGCGGUGGCGGCCAUUAUUUCUGUGACACUAGCCCUCAAGCUUCCGAAGCGCGAGGCCGAGCAUUUCAUGGCGAAGCUGAAGCGUGUCGACUUUGUGGGCGCCGUCGUCCUCGUCUCCGGCGUGUUCUGUUUGCUCUUAGGUCUGGACAGAGGAGGCAACGUCUCAUGGGCCGACCAAAUCACAAUCGGCUGCCUAUCUGCGUUCGGUGUUUUAUUCAUCCUGUUCAUCGUCGUCGAGACGAAGGUCGCCUCCGAGCCCUUCGCGCCGAAAGCUAUCGUCGCUAACCCGGCACUCGUCGCCAGCUACUUCGCCAACUUUUUCGCAGCGGGCAUCGGCCUCACACUGUCGUUCGCGAUUACCUUAUACUUCCAAGUCGUGCAAGGCCGAACCGCGGGCGAGUCAGGCAUCGUCCUUUUGCCAUCAAUAAUCGCCAGCGUGUCGGGCAGCCUGAUUGGCGGUUUGAUUAUGCAAGCGACCGGAAAAUAUUACUGGUUGACCUUUAGUGUCUUUAGCAUCAUGGUGCUAGGACAGCUCUUAGUCCCUGGGUUCUCUGGUGUAUGGGUCUACUCCUAUGUCGGCAUCGCCUUGGGUCUUGCUCUCAGCUCAUUUGGAGUCGGUGCUGGAAUAACCACGACUUUGAUCGCCCUCAUUGCCAAUGCGGGCCCCGAAAAUCAAGCUGUCGCUACUGCAGUCUCAUAUCUUUUCCGGUCUCUUGGGACGGUGAUAUGGCUCUCUGUUUCGACCACUCUCAUGCAGGAUACGCUGCGUCGCUUGUUGCACGAGCGGCUGUCCGGAGAGAAUGCCGACGAGAUUAUCAGACGUGUUCGGGAAUCUCUCGAAUAUAUUGGGGAGUUAGAGCCAGCAGUGCGGGCAAAAGUCGUUGCGUCCUACGCAGAUGCUCUGCAUGUCGCAAUGUGGUUCACGUGCGCAAUCACUGUGUGCGCUCUGCUAUCGUCUUGUUUCAUUAAGGAAAAGCAGUUGGCGAAGUGAGAUAAUGUUGACGCUUCUCUUGGUCUUAUUUCAGACUUGGACACGAUUUUCGUGGAUACUUGUUACAUAUACGGAGCUCGCUGCAAAUUGGUUGCCCUUUUUAGACCUGCAAGAUGUGCAGCUGUCACAAGGACUGCCUACUGUGUCGAGCGCCUCUACCGCUCCGAGCUCGCGGGACGACACAUUGAACGUUGUCGUUAAACGUUGAACAUCG